Molecule: messenger RNA, 2124 nt
Organism: Endocarpon pusillum Z07020
Lineage: Eukaryota; Fungi; Ascomycota; Eurotiomycetes; Verrucariales; Verrucariaceae
Exons: 1
Coding region: 1-2124 (707 amino acids)
Molecular function (GO): transmembrane monodehydroascorbate reductase activity
Source: RefSeq, a predicted model, not a curated record
AUGACAGGGUAUCACGGGUUGAUCAGAGCGCAUGGCAUCCUUGCCGCCAUCACAUUCCUCGGUCUUGUACCCGCUGCCAUUAUGCUUGCCCGUUUUUAUGGCAGAUCACCAUUCUGGGCGCUUCGACUGCAUAUCUGGUUCCAGAUACUCACCUUCAUACUAACGACCGUACUCUUUAUACUGGGUUUCUUUGCUGUGGGUCCUGAACGAAGGCUAUCAAACCCACAUCAUGGCAUUGGCAUUGCUAUUUACGUUCUCAUCAUCGUGCAAUUCUUUGGAGGCUGGUUGAUACACAGAAAAGAGAAGGGGAAGCGCCGGUUACAUAUUCCCUUGAAGUUGAUGCUGCAUCAAUGGUUCGGCCGCAUGAUUGCAUUGCUGGGGAUUGUUCAGAUACCACUUGGCCUGACACUCUAUGGCUCACCCCAGCAUCUCUUCAUUCUCUACACCAUAGCAGCGUUCGUAUUAGUGGUGACAUACUUUGUAUUGUCAUGGCUGCACCAACGUCGGCUUAGUCGCGAUUAUGACGCUGGAGGUAGGUACCACGCCGGCCAAGAUGAAGUCAUUGACGAGAGGAGAGAUAAGAGAAGCAGCGGACUAGCGAAAGUAGCCGCCGCGGGUCUCGGCGCAGCAGGUCUCGCAGCUCUAUGGAGAAGGCGAUCUUCAAGAGAUCGACGAGAUGAUGACGACGUGGUUGGAACCGAAAGUGGAACGUCUUAUAUGACCAACGAGAAAUAUUCGGCUAGAUCCGAACAUGGAUGGAGAAGUAAGCUUCUCACGAUAGGGGCCGUAGCAGCGGGUAUCGCAGCUGUGAAAUCUCUUUUCGGUGACAGGCGAGACGACUCGUCGGAUACCGGACCAUACCGUCCGCCACUGGGAGGAAACCAAUCUGUCACCACCGAAUCUUAUAUCGAAGAAGGACGCCCACCGCGACCAGUGACACCCACAGGGGCGUCUCCGGGUUAUGUGCGACCUUCGCAUCCUCUUGCUCAAUCACCGAUGACACCUCACCACCGUCAUUCACAUUCCUCGCUCAGCUACUCUUACACCUCUGGUUCCCCCUCCCGGCGCGACCGCCGGCACACCUUCCGCGAUGCAGCGGCGACAGGUGGAGCACUGUUCGCGCUGCGCCAAAUAUUCAAAAGUCGCCGUCAACGUAAGGAAGACCGACGGCUGGAGGAAGAGAGAAUACAUCGAGCAAAUUCGCAAGGUCAAUAUACGGGUGAUGGGUUCUUGCCAAAGCGCCAUCGUCGAGAUCCGCUGGGCAGUCAAAUCAGCACGGAGUUCUCUGAAAGCGUCAUCGAUGACCGUCACCAACGGCCGAGCGGCAAUGCUACAGGUCCAAUCCUCGGCGGUGUUGGUGCAGCUUCAGCAGCAGCUCUUGCAGACCGCAACCGUAUCCGGCCACCUGGGACUGACCCACUGGUCAUAGCAGGCCCAAGCAACGUACCAAGCAAUAUUCCUCCAAUACCACCUAUCCACCGCACUGACGUGGACUCUUCUGGUAGCGAAGUCUUUACCACCAAUUCUGGUCAUCAACCGCAUCACAGGCACCAUCACCAUGAAGCAGCUGCUGCUGCAAUGGCAGGCGCAGCAGGCUCACGGCGGCGGCAUUCAGGUCGAACGCAGAACACUGACUCAAUGGAAUCACCACCUGUAAGCUUGAAAGUCAAGAUGCACGGCGAUGGGCGACAUGUGACGCUCAGACGUCUAACGGAAGAGGAAGCCGCCGCCCAAAGAGAAGAGAGAAAAAGAGCCAAGCGCGCAUCUGUCCCAGCAGCAGCAGGAAUAGCCAACAGCGGUCGAAGGAGACGCAACUCCUCCUUUUCAAGCUCAUCUGGGGGCGAAGGUGCUGGUGGAAGAAUGUCCAGCGCCGACAGACGCUGGAGGCGGACUGAAGCGCUCGAGCGUCAACAAGCUGAAGCAACGGCCGCCCAACAGCCGCAGCGCCCCCGGUUGCCCCUCCGCCAGUGGGCGCAUAUCAACAACCACCACUCACAACCCAACCACCGCCACCACCGUUACACUACACAACGACAGUCGACCCCCGAACCGGACAACAGUUCAAUGUCCCCCCUCCACCACCCAUACCCACUGGAAGUGGCCUCGGUCCGGCCGGUAGCGUAA